AUGCCGAUGGACGAUCUGACAAAGGGAAGAAGAACACGCGCAGCGCACAGAUGGUCAGCAAUGAAGAUAGGGACGAAGAUAAAAGAAUGUUUAGCGAAUGCGAGUGAAACGCCUCCGACGGACAAGAAUGUGCUCAAACAGCUAAGAGACACGCUGAGCGAAAACUCGAAGACUUGAAACUUUUAGGCAAAGAGAUUGUCGAGGUUCUAGUAAGUAAUAGUGAAGCCGAAGACGCAGAACAACAGCUGGAAAAAGAAAUUCAGGAGACAAAUGAUACACGAGCUGAAUUACAAAAACUAACUCUCGACGUCAAGGACGCAUUGUUCGUAGCCUUGCCGUCACUACCACAAGGACAAAGUAAACCAUCGAACCUGAGUAUGAACGCUACAUCCAAACAGAUUGUUAGCGCAAAGCUCCCAAAGUUAGAGGUCAAAAGAUUUAAUGGGUAA
Molecule: messenger RNA, 449 nt
Organism: Paramuricea clavata
Lineage: Eukaryota; Metazoa; Cnidaria; Anthozoa; Malacalcyonacea; Plexauridae
Source: the annotation of a GenBank genome assembly